Cornus florida is the source of this 1449-nucleotide messenger RNA. RefSeq lists its product as uncharacterized. The transcript has 9 exons. The record is from RefSeq and is a predicted model, not a curated record. Gene Ontology annotation, cellular component: preribosome, large subunit precursor. Gene Ontology annotation, biological process: maturation of LSU-rRNA; maturation of 5.8S rRNA. The coding region runs from base 310 to 1260 and encodes 316 amino acids. NCBI's taxonomy places the organism in Eukaryota, Viridiplantae, Streptophyta, Magnoliopsida, Cornales, Cornaceae.
AGACCCCAAUCCGAAACAAAUAAGCAUCAAAAACAAAAACUCUAGGGCUGACACGUUUCCGUCUCCCGCGAAAGUCGAAACGAAGUUCUUCUGUGUGGCUGUAGGCUUUCUACUUCAUCUGGUCUCUGCGUUCCGAGUCGCCGCCGAGAUCCGCCCUUGGUACGAUUUGAAGCCUCGAUGUCAAAGGCCUUCAGUUCUCGGUCUCUACUGAAUUGAUUUCUAAGGCCUUCAGUGCAUCAUUAAGGACUGAUACCCACUGGGCAGUUGCAAAGGAGGAGUAUAUUUCAUUAAGAAAGAAGGGGGAGGCCAAUGGCUGAAGAAACACAUGCCCAAGCAAUAGAAAAAGGCCCAAAUAAAAGAAGGAUAGGGCACAAGAAGGGUAGUAAGGCAAAAAAGAAACCAAAAGUUUUUCAUGGCACUGAUAAGAAGGUUAAAAUUGACAAAAAGAUGAGAAAACUGUUUACCAAAAGGGCAAGAGAGUACAACUCAGAUGAUGACGAGGACUCUGCCUCUUUAGUAAGUGAUGAAAAUGAGCACAAGUUUAACAAAACAGAGGUACUAGAUGGUAAAUCUUCUGAUGAGGAAGUAGAGGAUCAUGGGGAUGCUAGUGAGGAAAAUGAAAUUUCCGAGGAUGAAGAUGGUGAAAUUCAACCUGGAAUUACGAAGUUUAUUGAAGGUUGUAAGGCAUUCAGGAUGGCUUUCAAGAAAAUUACAAGGACAAGUGUUUCUGAUGAUCUACUGGGUCCUGUAUUAUCAGCACACAAGAAUCUCAUAGCAGAGAAGCUUGCUGAAGAAGAAGUGGAACGGAAGGCCAAGGGAGAGGCAAAGAAGGAAAAACAUUUGGUAGAAGAGAAGGGACACAUGAAGCCUGCUAAUUUUUUGGACUCACAUGAAAAGUUUCUUAUAGGAGUUGCUACAAAAGGAGUGGUCAAGCUAUUUAAUGCUGUCAACAAGGCACAAAGUGCUCAGAAGGGAUUGAAUCCUUCAAGAUCUAAAGAUGUGAAAGCAUUAGGGAAGCGGAGAAAACAAGCCUUCUUUUCAGAGUUGGGCAAGACAUCAUCCAGAUCAGCUGAAGCCUCUGCCAAGGUCCAUUCAUCUACAGGCCCAGUGGAUAGUGAAGGUCCUGCUUGGGCUCCAUUACGUGAUAAUUAUAUGCUAACAAAUUCCAAGUUAAAGGACUGGGAUAAGAUGCCGGCGGAUACAACUAUGGCUGAUGACAUUGGAAAGACGCCACUAGAUAGUUCAUCAGAUGAUGACUAAUUUCAUAGAAUUUCUAAAGGAGCUACAGGGUUACAGAAGAUGUUUGUCCAAUUAAUUUUCUUGAACUUGUGGAAAACUAAAGCUGUGUUGCUUUGUUGUUACUGUCAAGGAAUUUUCCCCCUUCUUGGCAGCUAUUUGUAAUGGAUUAUUUCAUCGUUAUAAUAGAUCAUUGUCUUUUUUUUUCCCCAA